Schistocerca piceifrons (Central American locust) is the source of this 738-nucleotide messenger RNA. RefSeq lists its product as uncharacterized. The record is from RefSeq and is a predicted model, not a curated record. Bases 1 to 738 code for a protein of 245 amino acids. The transcript has 6 exons. Lineage: Eukaryota; Metazoa; Arthropoda; Insecta; Orthoptera; Acrididae.
AUGGCACUGUCAAUUCUGACCGCCGUUGCAGCUCUCUUGGUCGCGCUGUGUUGUCCUGCUGCGGCCAAUCCGACGACUGUUGCAGACCCGGCCCCAGCGCGUGCGCCGUGGCCGUCGUGCGACCUCCUGUACAACUGGUACUGGUGCCGGGGGCACGACGAAGGCGGCAUCAUCUGCGCCACCAGCGUCAAGCGCGGCUCCAUCGAGCCGGUCGCCGUACUCUGGACACGCUCCCUCCAGUCGAGCAACAAAAGCCACAUCCCAGGACAGGAUGAGUUUGGAAUGAUAUACAAUUUUAUCAACUACGCAGGACAACUAAAAUUUACGCUGAGAUUUUGUUCUAAAUCGGACACAACGAAGACAGAACCCAUUGAAUGGCAUCACGAAGAUCCCCCGCCGUGCAAAAAGAACUGGUACAACUGCGACCUGGUGGACGACAGGAUCUCGUGCCAGCUGAGACUAUGUCCAUGGUCCCACGAACCACUGCUGCCGGCGUCUGGGAAGGUCAGCGAUUGGUACGGCUGUACAAAACGUGGCAACCAGGUUGAUUGUUACCUUAGCAGUCUUGGUGAGCGCAAGAGUCAUCCUCACACCUGGAAGCACGUGCUGUACCCCGAAUUCCACCACGAAUUCCUGCCUCACCACGAACACCCUGGUAUGCCGCCCGAGUUCCAUGGCCCAAUGCUGGAACCGAUUCAUGAAUUACCUCCUCCACCACCACCAGCCUGGAAGCACUGA